Molecule: messenger RNA, 252 nt
Organism: Paramecium sonneborni
Lineage: Eukaryota; Ciliophora; Oligohymenophorea; Peniculida; Parameciidae
Source: the annotation of a GenBank genome assembly
AUGAGAAAGCAAAUAUUAAGUUUUGUAUUUAGUAAAGGAUUUGUAAGAAGAAGGAAUUUAUGGUAUGUUGCAUUUGCGACUCCUUUUAUAUUAUUUUUAACUGAAUAUGAAUCACAUAAGGUAGAAUUAAUAGCAUAGUUGGCUUGGAGAUAAAGAUUUGCUUUCUCUUAAUUUAAUUCACCCUAAGUAGAAUGUAGUAAGGAAGAAUUUGCUAUAAUUGACCAUAAAAUAAAAAUGAAUACCCCAAAAUGA